Molecule: messenger RNA, 894 nt
Organism: Diorhabda carinulata
Lineage: Eukaryota; Metazoa; Arthropoda; Insecta; Coleoptera; Chrysomelidae
Product: translocator protein-like
Exons: 3
Coding region: 266-769 (167 amino acids)
Cellular component (GO): mitochondrial outer membrane
Source: RefSeq, a predicted model, not a curated record
UUGUGUUUUGUGCUAAAUGCUUAAAAACGAUAUGAAUAAGUAUUUGUGUAAAUGUGAUCAUUUACAAAAAUUGGACUUUACACCGUAGCAGUAAUUCCACCAUUGUUCAUUUAAAUUGUGAAAUUACGUCAUUUAAUAUUGACACAAGUAUAUUGGGUCCAUAGAGUACAUUGAUUAUCUGCUGAUUUGCUAUAUUUAUUUUGUUUAGUAGAUAUAACUCAUACGUGCGAAUAAGUGAAAUCAAACAUACCUACUUUUUUUAAAAAUGAUACAACUAAAUUGGCCUGCCCUUGGAUUUACUAUUUUACCAAACAUUGGUGGUAUCGCCGGCGGUUUUAUUACAAAAAGUAGUAUCAAACCAUGGUAUGAGAAUUUAAAAAAACCAAACUGGAGACCUCCAAACUGGGCGUUUGGUCCUGUUUGGACAACCUUGUAUAGUGGAAUGGGAUACGCUUCAUAUUUGGUAUACAGAGAUGGAGGAGGCUUUAAUGGAGCAGCAAAGCUACCACUAAUAGUUUAUGGAACUAAUCUAGCAGCUAAUUGGGCUUGGACACCAAUAUUCUUUGGUAAAAAAGACAUACAACUGGCACUAAUUGAAAUGCAACUUGUGAACGGUACUGCUAUUGGUAUGGCAUAUCUUUUCCAUAAAAUUAACCCAUCUGCUGGUUACUUAAUUGUACCAUAUUGUCUUUGGCUGGGUAUUGCAACAGCUUUGAAUUACUGCAUUUGGAGGGAUAACAAACCAACACCUGAACUGAAAGGAAACUAAGUGUUUAGUAAUUUUUGGUUUUCAUUGUAUUUUUAGACAUCCUUAAUCCAUUUUACUUUAUAUUCAUUAAUAUACAAUUAUUUUAAUAGAAAGUUUAAUAUAUUCUCAGUGACUUUCAGUUUAAA